Molecule: messenger RNA, 872 nt
Organism: Diabrotica virgifera virgifera (western corn rootworm)
Lineage: Eukaryota; Metazoa; Arthropoda; Insecta; Coleoptera; Chrysomelidae
Product: trypsin-1-like
Exons: 6
Coding region: 1-744 (247 amino acids)
Biological process (GO): proteolysis
Molecular function (GO): serine-type endopeptidase activity
Source: RefSeq, a predicted model, not a curated record
AUGAUUCUGGAAUUAGUUUGGAAUGUUGAUGUAAUUUUAGGUAAUAAUUACCGCAUUGUUGGAGGUAACGAUACCACUAUCGAGCAGCAUCCAUGGAUAGUGUCAAUCCAGUUCUUAAGGGUACACUUUUGUGGCGGAGCUCUUGUAGAUGAAGAAACAGUUAUAACCGCUGCGCAUUGUUUUAAUGAUGUAUCUGGUAGGAUAACCAUAUUAGCGGGAACUGCUGAUUUGACUCAAGAAGGUACGUCCAUUAAAGUUAAAAGUAUUUUGAUUCACGAGAACUACAAUCCUGAUGUUGGUUCUUUAGAUCAUGACAUUGCAAUAUUAAAGCUAUCCGAGAAGAUUACAUUUUCUGACAAAAUACAACCUAUAAAUUUACCGGAAGAGGACAUUGAUGUACCAAAAGAUACAAAAGUUUCAACUGCUGGUUGGGGAGUAACGGAGGAAGGAGGUACGACAUCUUCGGAUAUAUUGUUGGAAAUCAACAUCAAAAUUGUCGAUAGGCAAACCUGCAAAAAACUUCUUGAAGAACAAAGCGAAGUUACAGAGAGAAUGAUAUGCGCUGGGGAUCUUAAAGGAGGAGUAGAUACAUGUCAGAAUGAUUCGGGAGGACCACUAGAACUAAACACGACAUUAAUUGGCAUUGUAUCCUGGGGAUAUGGCUGCGGAGAAGCCGGUUAUCCUGGAGUUUAUACCCAUGUUGCACGUUUCAGAUCAUGGAUAAAACAACAUGCUGGUGUCUAGCGCUUGUCGAAGCAUUAUCCUUGGAUAAAUUUGUUAUUUGUGUUUGUAGUUCUGCUUUAAGUUGUAAUUUCUUAAAUGAUUAAAUGUAAAUAAAGCUUAAAUUAUAAUUGGCACAAUAAACUCACAAA